Erythranthe guttata (spotted monkey flower) is the source of this 1372-nucleotide messenger RNA. Its product is annotated as putative protein phosphatase 2C 25. Gene Ontology annotation, biological process: protein dephosphorylation. Gene Ontology annotation, molecular function: protein serine/threonine phosphatase activity; cation binding. The record is from RefSeq and is a predicted model, not a curated record. NCBI's taxonomy places the organism in Eukaryota, Viridiplantae, Streptophyta, Magnoliopsida, Lamiales, Phrymaceae.
GAGAAAACAAACAAUAAAUAAUUAAUAAUAAAUAAUUAAAAAUGUCUUCUUGCGCAGUGGCAGCAUCAAAUUCACCGGUCUUCUCGCCUUCAUCCUCCGUUUGCUCUCCCAAAUCUUCUUCUUCUUCUUCUUCUUCUUCUCCUCGUCUCGUUCGUUUCCACAAGACAAGUGGGCUCGCUAGGGCUUUCUCCGCCGCCGCCGGAGAUUCGUCAUCCGCCGCUUUGAAGAGGAAGAGGCCGCCGCAAUUGGAUAUUCCGGUGGUGGUUUCGAUGUCGGAGAAUAAAUCGGCGGCUGCGCCGCUGGUUGAGGAGGCGGUGGUGGAGGUGGCCGGAGAUGGGUAUUCGGUUUAUUGUAAAAGAGGGAGAAGGCACGGUGAGAUGGAGGAUCGAUAUUCUGCUGUGAUUGGUCUUCAAGAUGAUCCGAUCAAGGCUAUAUUUGGUAUAUUUGAUGGACACGGUGGCACAAAGGCAGCUGAAUUUGCAUCUCAAAAUUUGGACAAGAACAUCAUUGAUGAAGUGAGAAAACUCGACCAAUCAGAUGAAGGCAUUGAGCUAGCUGUAAAAAACGGUUACUUAACAACUCAUUCGGAAUUUCUAAAGAAAGAUUUUCGAGAAGGAGCAUGCUGCGUCACAGCACUCAUCGCCGGAGACAAACUAGUGGUAUCGAACGCCGGCGAUUGUCGCGCGGUUGUCAGCAGAAACGGGGCGGCAGAGGCUCUCACCUCCGAUCACCGCCCGUCCAGGGAGGACGAGAAACACAGGAUCGAAACCCUGGGUGGUUUUGUGGAAUGUCGGAAUGGCGUUUGGAGAGUACUAGGUUGUUUGGCGGUGUCUCGAGCUAUCGGAGAUAAAUAUCUCAAGCAGUGGAUUUCGGCAGAACCGGAGACUAAAGUACUCAAACUCGAACGUGAGUUUGAGUUUCUUCUACUUGCUUCUGAUGGAUUGUGGGAUAAGGUGAGCAAUCAAGAAGCAGUAGAUAUUGCUCGCGAUUUGUGCAAAGGCGUCGAAAAGCCUCAGCCUUUAUUGGCGUGUAGAAAGCUCGUCGAACUCUCUGUUUCGAGAGGCGCUAGUGAUGACAUAAGCGUGAUGCUAAUUCAAUUGGGGAAAUUUUGUUAACUAUAAUUAUGUUAGGAACAACAAGAGUGAGAAAUUUAACAAGUUGUAAAUUAAUUUUCUCUUUUUUUUUUUUUUUGUACUUUAGCUAUCUUGGUGACAUUAUUUUUUAGUUGCCUUUAUGGAAUAAACAGCACCAGAUUUUGAUGAGCAGAACCUGUAAAGUACUAGUUGAUAUAUCUUGGGAAAUGACCAAAAUGACCCUGUCAAGAUGUAGUAAAAGUAUCGGUAUUGUAGACGCUAACGUUAGUCGUUAUUCG